Molecule: messenger RNA, 1353 nt
Organism: Impatiens glandulifera
Lineage: Eukaryota; Viridiplantae; Streptophyta; Magnoliopsida; Ericales; Balsaminaceae
Exons: 1
Coding region: 1-1353 (450 amino acids)
Source: RefSeq, a predicted model, not a curated record
AUGGAUCAAUGGAUUGGUAGAGAGAUGUGUAAUUGGCGAUUGUGUGGAUGGGUGGCACUUGACUCUAUUGGGGCGUCACCUGGAAUUCUAAUUGUUUGGAAUGAUGAUGAAUUCGAGAAGAUGUAUGUUGAUAUCGGAAGAUUCUCAAUUAGUGUGCAACUUAGAAAUCGGGGAGAUAACUUUCGUUGGGUGUUGUCUGCGGUUUACAGGCUAGUGAGCCAAGAUCUAAAAGCGGAGUUUUUUAACGAGUUGUCAAAAGUGUCUAGUUUAUGGGAUUUGCCGAUCAUAUUUGCUGGAGAUAUGAAUCAAGUGAGGGAUCCUUCUAAAAGAAAGGGUGCUAGAAGAUAUACUAGCCGAAUGUCAGAAUUUUCUAAUAUGAUCGAGGACAUGGAGCUUGUAGAUCUGCCCCUUGAAGGAGGUCAAUUUACAUUCAGAAGAGGCAAUGGUAGUGGUGGGUUGUCUCAGUCUUGCAUCGACAAGUUUUUGGUUAGUGAGUCGAUCUUUCGGGGGGUGGCUAAUAUUUUUCAAAAGGUUCUUUUGUGGAGUUGUUCAGACCAUCGACCUAUUCUAUUAGAGCGUGGGGUUGUGCAGUUGCGUUGCCGCCCUUUCAGGUUCGAGAAUAAGUGGUUGAGUAGAGUUGAUUUUUUUCCGCGUGUGCAAGAAUGGUGGAGGACUCAAGCUUCCCUAGGUUCCGCUUCAUCGAAACUGUUUAUGAAUUUGAAGAAUUUACGCAAGCAUAUUGAAAGUUGGUAUAUGGGUGAACGUGCUACUUUUUGUGCAAAGGUCGAUGAAUUAUGUAAGAAGAUUAAUAUUAUCGAUGAAGUGGAAGAGGUUCGUGAGCUUUUGGCUGAAGAGGUUAGCUCUCAUAUUUUCCCAGUUUCUAAUCUUCUGGAAUUGUGUAAAGAAGAAGAGAUUGGGACCAGACAAUGGAGCAGGGCUACUUGGCUAAGAUAUGGGGAUAAAAACACAAAGUUCUUUCAUUGUGUCUCAAAGGCGCAAGCUAGGAAUAAUGCUAUUAAUUCUAUCUCGGUGAAGGGUGUUGUACAUGAUGGUGAGCCUGUGAUUUCAAAUAGCAUCGUUGAAUUCUAUAAAGAAUUAUUCAAAGAAUCACAUAUGGCUAGACCGAAGUUGGAUGGAGUGAAUUUUAAUACUAUUAAUGCAGAGCAAAAAACCUUAUUGGAAGCUCAUUUCACGGAGGAAGAAGUGGAGGCAACAACUAUGGGUUGUGGAAGCGAUAAGGCAUCAGGAAGUGACGGUUUUACUUUGGCAUUCUUCAAAAAAGCUUGGCCUUUUCUCAAGAUUGAUAUCAUGGUAGAGAUCGAGCCUUUUUAUCAAUUUUCUUCAUUCGAUUAG